Messenger RNA from Tetranychus urticae (two-spotted spider mite), 2536 nucleotides. Its product is annotated as E3 ubiquitin-protein ligase ZNRF1. NCBI's taxonomy places the organism in Eukaryota, Metazoa, Arthropoda, Arachnida, Trombidiformes, Tetranychidae. The record is from RefSeq and is a predicted model, not a curated record. Gene Ontology annotation, cellular component: membrane; intracellular membrane-bounded organelle; cytoplasm. Gene Ontology annotation, molecular function: ubiquitin protein ligase activity. Gene Ontology annotation, biological process: protein K48-linked ubiquitination; proteasome-mediated ubiquitin-dependent protein catabolic process.
GUCUUAUACAUAACUGAGGUUUUAAACACCAUAUUAUUGUUGUUUAGUUGGUUCCUUAAGUAAACCUUCAUUUUGUUUGAUUGAUAAUUAACUAAUUAGCUACAUUUACAUUUAAGUUCAUUGACAUCAAUUUUCUAGUUUUAAUAAAAUGUUAAUAAGUUGAACAACGACUUUGAAUUGUUAUUAAAUCUCAACCUUAAAUCAUCUUCAUCAUAUUCACCCUCGCUAUUGCCAUCCCCACCAUUUUCAUCAUCAAUAACAUAUUCAAUGAGAUAAAAAACCUUACGAGGUUAGUAAUUUAUUUGUGUAUACCAAGCAGAAACACCUUUUGGAGUUAUGGGAGCCCGUCAGAGUAACCCUGGAGGAGGAGGAGGAGGUGCUGGUGGUGGUUGUAGUGCAACAGCAACAGCAUCCUCAUCUAGAGUUCAAAAUGAAUCAGGUCUAGGUGAUUCUGGACCUGGUAAUAAUGCCGGCUUUGCUGGCCUGUUGUCGAGUUCAUUAUGUCAAAAUGGUUCAAUGUCCAAUAGAUCAAGGCCAAUUGCUUCAAGUUCGGGUAAUACAAGUGGCAGUGGUGUCUCCGAUUGGAGGCAACGAGCACGAUCUUUGACCAAUGUAAUUAAUACCUCUUCCGCUCACCAUUCGCACAAUGCAAAUUCCAACUCAAAUGGUCAACCCUUUGUGACUGUAUCCCCUUUAGGACACUCAUCGUUUGGUUUAUCCGCAUCUCCUGAUAGUUUGACGUCAAUUGAUGAUCUAACCUUCGGUCGAGUCUUCUCUGCCCAUUCUUUGCCUGUACAACUCGUACCUUUUAAUGGAAUUAAGUGCCCUGUCUGUUCUAAGUCAGUAUUGCCUGAUGAUGUUGAAUGUCAUCUAGUAAUGUGUCUUACCAAACCCAGAAUAAGUUAUAAUGAGGAUAUACUUACAGAAGAUAAAGGAGAAUGUGUAAUUUGUUUGGAUGAUCUGAGUCAAGGAGAUACCAUAGCUAGACUUCCUUGUCUUUGUAUAUAUCAUAAAUGUUGUAUUGAUGCUUGGUUUGAAGUUAAUCGUUCUUGCCCUGAACAUCCAUCAGACUAAUUUUCAAACCAAAGGCCUAUCCAAAGUGAUGAAUGAUUAUUUCUUUGAUACACUACAGAUCAUCAUGUUUACAAUUUAUCACGCUCAGACUUGUAAAAUACAAGAUAUCAAGAUCCAAGGAAACACAAAGAAAAAAACAAGAAUGAAAACAACUUGUGAAUCCGAAUAUCAUGUGAAUACUAUAAAUCUAUCAUUCGGCAAGAUUGUUGUAACGAUGAUCCGUUAAUUGUUUGUAACAUUAUUUUUUUGCUUGUAAGCAAAAGAUUUUGCUUAACAGAUCAUCUAACUCUCUCCCUCUUAUCCACUCUUAUUUUUAACAUCAACCUUGUAACUAUCAAAAGACCUUUUUUGUUAAAAAUCACAAUCAAACACAUUGUUUUAAUAGUACAGAUAGAAAUACUUUAUCAACUCUGUAAAUCUUAGCUUUUCGCUCUUAUGCAUUAGAUUUUCGUUUUUCUUUAUUCGCUUUUACUUUCAAAUAUACUUUUCCUUGGCUAACCUUUUUGGUCAUUUAGAUUGCUAACUGUGAUAUAUAUGUCUUACAACUAAUUAACAAGCAAAAAUCAAUGGUCUUAGAUUUCACUGUUUGAGGUCAAACAAUUGAAAGUCAAAUUGUUUUCAUUCUCCUUUACACUUGAAAUUUUCCUUUCCAUGUGUCACACUUUUGAAUGAAAUUUAGGGCUUCUUGAUUUUUGUUUUUUGUCCUUUUCCUUUAUAUAUUUUUCACAUCAAUCACAUUAUAUCUACAUGAAUUGUCAACUAUUCAUUCAUCAAUUUCAUUUCUGGAGUAAUUUUCUACCUUCAAUUGUAUCAACUUAAAUCAUUUGAUUUAUAACCAUUCAAGUAUCUUUACCAUCGCCAUAAUUUUGAAAUCUUGAAGUGAAUGGUGAAUUUCAUUCCAUCCUGCAAACAAUAGUACCAUCAAACACCAUUAAACCAUCAAACUUAUAGUUUUGUUAAUUUCAUCGACUUUCCUCUUUCACCAACAUCGCUCAUUUCCUCGUUUUCAUCGUAGAUCAAACCCGCAAAGAUAUCAAAUUGAUGCAUUUGUUUGACUUUUCACUUUGUACAAUUAAACAAAAUACAUAAAAGAUUUUCAUUGUUCUACCGUAAAUGGCCAGGAUUAAUGUUCAUCCUUCAUCUUUAACCUGAUUAACACCAUCGUUAUAAACAAAACAGUGCCUUUUGAUUAAUGAUAUUGAUUAUGCUGAUGACUCAAAUCGAAAACUAAACUUGAAAAUGUUAAUUUUUAUCCUGAAAAUCAUGUAACUUUGUUUAGAUUAUACUCACUGCUGCAUUAAUGUCAUCACCAUAACUAUCAUCUUGAUUAUUAUUCUCAUUUAAUCUUCCUACCCUUUCUUUCCCCGAUGUUUUAUGCUUGUUAUCAAUGAUCAAAAAUAAAACUUCAUCCUUCAUUGUACUGUUAUUGUACUGAUAAUCUUGAAACGUAGUUUUACUUAAA